Molecule: messenger RNA, 1287 nt
Organism: Uranotaenia lowii
Lineage: Eukaryota; Metazoa; Arthropoda; Insecta; Diptera; Culicidae
Product: protein sickie-like
Exons: 6
Coding region: 1-1287 (428 amino acids)
Source: RefSeq, a predicted model, not a curated record
AUGCCGGGUAGCGCCUUUGGGUAUGCAAUAUGUCGUAGUAGCAGAGGUGACAAUUUGGACUGCAUUGGAGUGACAAUGGAUGCUGGAAGUGGAAAAUCUGUUUCGAGACCUGCAUCCGCAAACGGAGGACGGGAAUUCUGGGGUCGGCUACCGGAGCCAUCACAAAACGGAACCUCCCAGAGCAGUCAGCAAGGUUCUCAACCUCCCAGCCCUACAUCCAGCCGUAAGGAUCGUAGUUCUCCAAGCCACUCGAGGAAGAGUUCAUCGUCUUCCUCGUCUAAACUGGUCAGUAGUCGAACGUCCUCGAAGAGUGGUGUUCCCCAGAGCUUCGGGUACGCCAAGAAAACAAACGGAACCGAUCCGCAGCAACAGGUACUGAUGAGCGGCGGACGAACGGCCCAUGUUUCAGCAGUUCCCAGAACUAGUAAACUGAAGGUUUCCGGGGGAACCCAAACAACCACAGCAGAUUUUCAAGCCAAAACCCAACAACAUCCGCAGUAUCGAAGCUUCUCGCUAACCGGCCCUGGAGCGGCCCAACUCAGUCAAUCGGUCAAAGAAAGGUUUGGUUCCGGAACGCAUAGUUUGCCAAAACCCGGUUUAGAUAUGCAUGUCUUCCAACAUAGAAUGUCUUCCCGUGGAUCGGCCAAGCUAAACGACGGUAGUCUAAGCGAUACGCAAACCUAUGCCGAAGUGAAGCCCGACUACGGCAGCUACGCCAUGUGGCUGCGCCAUUCCAGUACGGCCUCGAGCCGGCUUUCGGAGGGCGACACCUUGGAUGGGUUCACCUUGGGCAAUGGGGGCUCGGGCGCUGGAAGUGGCCCAGGUGGUGGUCCGGGAGGCAAUACCGGAGGCCGUCCGAACAAGUUGCUUCACCACACCCGUGGCGAAACGCAACCCGCUGGAACGGUGCCCGGACUGCAUCACCACCACGGCGCCGGAACCACGCACAGCCCCCGCCUGAACCGUAGCAAUAGCAUCAGCUAUUUGAAAGAGCGGACCUAUCCCAGAUCCACCAAAUCGGAGAAAAUGUACCCAUCGAUGUUGAGCCGGGGUCCGGACGUGGAAAUCGAACCGUACUACUGUCUGCCGGUGGGAACAGUUCCGGGUUCGGGAGCACAAGGCGGACAUCAUCCGAUGGGACCGAAUGGCGGCAUGGUUCCUUGGAGUCAACCCACGUCGCCAACUCCGCCGGCUCGUGGAUUCGCCGGGCUUCUUUCGCCCACCCACACACCCUCCCAUCGGUUGACCUAUCCCAAGAAGAAUGAUGAAGGUAAGCAAUUUCCCUAG